Molecule: messenger RNA, 1788 nt
Organism: Rhizophagus irregularis DAOM 181602=DAOM 197198
Lineage: Eukaryota; Fungi; Glomeromycota; Glomeromycetes; Glomerales; Glomeraceae
Source: RefSeq, a predicted model, not a curated record
AAAAAAAAAAUGAUAAAAAUGAUAACCGAAAUUUUCUCUUCGUUUAAAACUUCAGAUAUAUUGUCUCUUUUGAUAAUUUUUAUAAUCUUAUAUGUAACUCAAUUCUAUUAUAAAUAUUUCACUCGUCCAAAUCCUUUACCUGGUCCAUUUCCAAUUCCGAUACUUGGUAAUAUUCAUCAAAAAUUUAGACAUGAAUUUAAUGAUUGGUUUAUGUUAUUACAUAAAAAAUAUGGUGAUAUGUUCGAAAUAGCAUUAGGUAGUCAACGUUUUAUCGUAUUAUGUAGGCCGGAUUUAAUUGAAAAUAUGAUUGUACCUUCAAAGAAAACUAAAUAUCCUUUAAGAAUUAUUGUUACAGAAGAUUUAAAAGAAUAUUUUAGGACAAGUGGUUUAGGAAUAAUUAGUAAUGAAGUAUAUGAAUCAUGGAAAUAUAAUCGACAACUUUUUACUCAAUCUAUGUCGACUUCAAAUUUUAAUAAUCAAGCUAUUGAAUGGACGAUUGAAUUAUGGGAACAAAUGGAAUCUUAUUGGAAUAAUCUUGGAGAAGAUUAUGAACUAAAUCUUACAAAAUGGAUGCGAAGAUUUACUAAUGAUAUUAUUCUUAGAAUUGCGACUGGAAUAAAAAAUGAUUCCGUUCUUUCUUAUUAUAAUACUCUUAUUAAAAAUGAUAAUCGUAAUAUAAAUGAAAAAGAAAAAAAGAAAAUUGAAGAAUCUGAAAGUUUUAUUCGAUCAAUAGAAAUUUUUGUAGAAGGAAUGGUGGUUUUUUUUGUUUUUAAUAAAUUUAUUCGUCGUUAUGUUCCAUUUAUUAGUGGAAAUGUGAAAAGGUUAUUAAAGAAUAGAGAUUAUUUAUAUGACAAAAUAUUUAAUAUUAUUAAAAAAAGAAGAAUUGAAAUUGAUAAUACACCAUUAGAUCAACCACUUCGUCAUGAUAUGUUGACGUCCCAUAUGAUUAUAAAUACUUCACGUCAUCUUAAUGUCAUAAGGCACGAAGAUGAUGUUUUAAGACCAAUGGAAGACAGAGAAAUUUUUGCUAAUAUAUUCGAUACCAUGCUUGGAGGAACUGAUACUACAGCGAAUUUGUUUUGCUUUAUCGUAUAUUAUCUUGGACAUUAUCCCGAAGUGAAGCAAAAAUUGCAACAAGAAUUGGAAACAGUUUUUGGUAAAAAUUUAACAAAUCCUGUAACAUCUAAAGGUCUUGAUGAAUUACGAUAUUGUGAUUCAGUUAUAAAAGAAGUAUAUCGUCAUAUUCCUGUGUUUUUUACAGUAGGCCGUGUAAAUGUUGAAAAUGAUAAUUUUGGAGGAUACAAUUGGCCGAAAGGAACUACAUUUCAAAUGUUUCUUUCCGCAAUGAUGAUGAGUAAGAAUUAUUGGACUGAUCCUGAAAAAUUUGACCCUGAUAGAUUUUAUAAUAUUGAAGAAAGUGAUAAAUAUUUACUUGAAAAACAACACGUUAAGAAUUCUUUCUUUAUGUGGGGAGGUGGAAUUAGGAUCUGUCCGGGAAGAAAAUUGGCAAUGAUAGAAUUAAAGUGCUUAUUGACCUUAAUUUAUAGAAAGUAUAAUAUUGAAAUGGCGGAUAUGAACGCACCUCUUAAAUAUAGAUCUGAUGUUAUAACGAUUAGUAAAGAAUUAAUCAUUAAGGUUAAACCAAGAAAUUCUUAAAAAUCUAGAUAUUUUUUAACGCUUUAAUUUAAAGUAUUUAUUAACCUAUAAAAUUUGAGUAUAUAUACGCUAAAGAUUUGUAAAAUCAAUUAACUCUUAUAAUUAAUAAAAAAAAAUAACAUUAAAUAUCUG